This is a messenger RNA of Coregonus sp. 'balchen', 15305 nucleotides long. NCBI's taxonomy places the organism in Eukaryota, Metazoa, Chordata, Actinopteri, Salmoniformes, Salmonidae. The record is from the annotation of a GenBank genome assembly.
AUGACUGACUCAAAAUAUUUUACAACAAAUAAAAAAGGUGAGUCUUAAAACGAUUCUUGGUAUUGUCUUCUUCAAUGACACAUCACCCCCUUGAUCAAGAGUGCAUGCCUAUCAUUAGGCUGGUGUGAACAAUAUUAAACAGUGCAACAUAACUCUUGAUGGAAAUAGAUUGGCUCCUACUCUCCUCACAGACAAAGAAUGUAUGAAAUUACCACUAAACUGUUCAUGAUAAAACUGACAACUGAACUGACAGCUCUACCAGUGUUGCUGGAUGAGAGUAUCAUUCUGUUGUCACACUGGACUGUCACUAACAUUGCAUCUGUAUCCUGUUACAGGGGAGAUCUUUGAGCUGAAGGCAGAGCUGAACAAUGAGAAGAAGGAGAAGAGGAAGGAGGCAGUGAAGAAGGUCAUUGCGGCUAUGACUGUGGGCAAGGAUGUCAGGUACAGUACAGCUGAUUGCAUCCUUUGACAGUUCUGUGUGUUGACCUAUACAUCCCUCUGACAUUAUCUAAUGACAUGGUGUCUGCAGCUUCUGCUCUCCAAACACUGUUCAGCAAUUACUUUUACUUUAAUGUAAAAGAGACUGCCUACUUGCUAUAGUUAGCAAGUUAUGUAUGAUAAUCUCUAUUAUUAAAAAUAUUUAAUUGCAAAAUGUUCUGACUUGAUAUGUAGAGUUAUAAUUGCCUCCCUGUCAAAAUAUUGUGAGUUAUAGUGAUGAGCUAACAUUGACGAUGUCCUAUCCCUCUGUCCUUUAGCUCCCUCUUCCCAGACGUGGUGAACUGCAUGCAGACUGACAACCUGGAGCUGAAAAAGCUGGUCUACCUGUACCUGAUGAACUACGCCAAGAGCCAGCCCGACAUGGCCAUCAUGGCUGUCAAUAGCUUUGUCAAGGCAAGGCCUUUUAUUUUUUGAUACAUGGUUUUCCACUUGCUUUGGCUUUUAACAUAUUACACAGCCUAGCCAUUACAAUACUGCACUUCCCUACCCAUAGAUAUCUUACCUCUCUCUCCCUCAGGACUGUGAGGACCCUAACCCCCUGAUCCGGGCCCUGGCCGUGCGCACCAUGGGCUGCAUCCGCGUGGACAAGAUUACAGAGUACCUGUGUGAGCCGCUGAGGAAGUGUCUGAAGGACGAGGACCCAUACGUGAGAAAGACGGCAGCAGUGUGCGUGGCAAAGCUCCACGACAUCAACGCCCAGAUGGUGGAGGACCAGGGUUUCCUGGACUCCCUCAGGGACCUCAUUGCCGACUCCAACCCCAUGGUAUGUAAGGCUGGCAGUAGGCCCCUAGGCACAACCCAGACUAUGUACAUAUCUGUGUGUAUAUCAUAUCUAUGUACAUACAUGUCAGGCGAAAUUCUCAGACUUUUCUUAUACACUUCAUUCGUGGGCCUGGGGUAAUUUAAAAACAGCCUGUAAGGGUGUUUUUCCAAUACCUGUUUCAACAGAGUUAGUCAUGAUUAAUACUAUUUCCCCUAUGAAAGGCUUUGCUCACCAUGCCAGACAAGACCGAGUACAUCAUGUUUUCCUAAUCACUGGCCACUGUGUCUGAACCUCCAGGUGGUGGCCAACGCGGUGGCAGCUCUGUCUGAGAUCAGUGAGUCCCACCCCAACAGCAACCUGCUGGACCUCAACCCACAGAACAUCAACAAGCUGCUGACGGCCCUCAACGAGUGCACCGAGUGGGGCCAGAUCUUCAUCCUGGACUGCCUGUCCAACUACAACCCCAAAGACGAGCGCGAGGCCCAGAGGUACGCACACACGUUUUGUCGGCCCUUCAAACAAAUAGAUUAACUGAGUUAGUUCUGAAAACUUUUUGGAUUUUCUAUUUUUUUAAAAUAGAAACUAAACUUAAAGCUGACUUAGUUGUCAGAGUAACAUAUUUGCAAUACUCAUCCAAGUUUUGUUUUGUGAGAACUUUUAAAUGUUUGUUUGCAAAUGUCUAAAUCCUGCUUCAUGGUACUAUGCUGCCCAAAGGUCUUGUGAAAUUUAUAUUUUCUUCUACUUUAUGGUUGCCAGCCAAUACAUUUCUCGUCUUAGCCACACCAGUGCCACAUACAAGGGAAACAAACUGAGACAUUGCUGUGCUCCACUGUUUAUAUGCCCUUGCUGUUUGUUUAAAUGUGGUUACACAGUAUCACAUCAAUCAUUCUAAAUAGGGUCUAGAGAUGCACAAACUUGCAUAUAUUCAUCCCAAUAUGUACAUAAACAUACAGACCACCAGAUCCGUAUAAUUGCCUUAUCAAAAAAUACAACAAGUAGUUAUCUCCUGUGCUGGUAGUUGUGAUAAAUCUCCACAAUAAGUCCUGUGGACUAAAUCUUUAUCAGCUGCUGCGUUUGUGCAUACAUUCACUUGUUAUGGUGUUGUCAACUUUUAAUGACUUUGUAAUAUAUGGAUUGCACUAAUAAACCUGUCUGUCCUCCACUUUCUCUCCCAGCAUCUGCGAGCGGGUCACGCCCCGUCUCUCCCACGCCAACUCGGCGGUGGUGCUGUCGGCUGUCAAGGUGCUGAUGAAGUUCCUGGAGCUGCUGCCCAAGGAGUCGGACUACUACAACACCCUGCUGAAGAAGCUGUCCCCACCGCUGGUCACCCUUCUCUCUGGGGAGCCAGAGGUCCAGUAUGUGGCCCUCAGGAAUAUCAACCUCAUCGUCCAGAAAAGGUCAGGGGGCAACUUGCUGAUAAAUACUUUAUUGUAGGGCUGGGCGAUUUUACGAUUGCAUCGUCUAUCGAUGAUGUUUGACAGCCAUUGUCUAUGGUGACGACAUCGUGAUGUUCAAACGAUGUUGUAGCAUAUUUGAACUUGACUGCACAGCCGGUGUCUGGCAGCACACAACAGCACAGCGCAGUGAGCACACAGCAGGGCAACAUGCCCAAUGGCCCAUUCCCUAUUUGCCAUAUUUAGUAUUUAUUAGGAUCCCCAAUUAGCUGCCGCCGAGGCAGUGGUUACUUUUCCUGGGGUCCAAACAGGAAACAACAUAACAAAUCAAAUACAUAAUAUACAUAGCACUACAUUUACAUCACAAUUUAGCCAUUCAGCAGACGCUCCCACCCAGAGCGACCCACAGCUAGUGCAUUCAUCUUAAGAUAGCCAGGCGAGACAACCACAUCUCACAGUCAUAUUCCAACCACGUAUCACAUACAUAAUGCAAAAUACAAUACAAUAUGCAUAAAAAUGUCAGUGUCUCUUCACAAUCCCUGUCGUGCCGUAAGGUGUUCUUUUAUCUGUUUUUUAAAAUCUGUUUUCUUUUGCUAGCUUGAGUUACCUGGGGUGGCAGAGAGUUCCAUUUAGUCAUGGCUCUAUUUAAUACUGUGUGUUUCCCAUCCUCUGUUCUGGACCUGGGGACUGUGAAGAGACCUCUGGUUGCAUGUCUUGUGUGAUACCGAUGAGUGUCCGAACUGUGUGCCAACUGCUUGAACAGACAGCUUGGUACCUUCAAUACAUCAACACCUCGCACAAAGACCAAUAGUGAUGCAGUCAAUCUCUCCUCAACUUUGAGCCAGGAGAGAUUGACAUGCAUGUCAUUGACAUUAGCCCUCCGUGUACAUCUAAGUGCAAUACGUGCUGCUCUGUUUUGGACCAACUGCAAUUUGCCUAUGUCCUUCUUUGCCGCACCUGACCACACAACUGGACAGUAGUCCAGGUGAGACAAACUAGGGCCUGUAGUACCCGUCUGAUUGACCUAGAUAUCAAGAAAGUAGAGCAACGCCUUAUCAUGGACAGACCUCUUCCCAUUUUAGUAACCAUUUGAGUCUAUAUGUUUUGACCAUGAUAGCUUGCUAUCUAGGGUGACACCCAGCAGUUUAGUCUAUUCAACUUGCUCAAUAGGCACAUUAUUAAAUAAUAGAUCCAGAUGAUGCUUUGAGUUUUUUAAAUAUUUUGCAUCAGCCAAUUGCUAGUUACCCAUUCUAAAACUGACUGGAGCGCUAUGUUAAGGGUGUCAGUUAUUUAUUUUACUGUUGCAGCCGACGUGUAUUCUGCUGAGUCGUCAGUGUACAUGGACACAGGCUUUAUUCAAGGUCAGUGGAAAGUCAUUAGUAAACACAGAAAACAAUAAUGGUCCAAGCCGGCUACCCUGCGGUACACCACACUCAACCGAAUUUGCAUUAGAGAGGCUUCCAUUAAAGAAAACCCUCUGUGUUCUAUUGACUAGGUAACUUUCCAUCCAUGAUAAGGCAGAGGAUGUUAAUUCAUAACACCUACGUUUUUCCAGCAAUAUGUUAUGGUCAAUGACAUACACAUACAAAUGACAACAUCAUACAAACAUCAACAACAUCACACCAACCCAGACCCACUAGCACACAUCCCCAUCUCCAGCGCCCGCAUCACUUUCCGACACAUGGCCUGAAACGGCACCAUUUUUUUCUUGCCGUAGCCCACACACUUUCAAUAUUUUAACAAUAAAUCAUUAGAUUUUUCCAUCGUGUUAAUGAUGGCGGUUUGAUUGAUUUCCACGUUUUUAGUAUACGUUUUUUCAAGAUGAGUGAUGAGAAGAGAAUCGUCCAACCCAUCGGGUAUCUCACUACACCCAUGUAUGCCAUGACUUGAAAUAUGCAGACAGACGGAUUAAAAGUAUGUUUACAUUGUAAUACUUCUGACAGCCAACUUUCUAGCUCCACCCACAACUUCUGGACUUUAUAGCGUUCCCAGAAAGCAUGGAUUAUUGAGUCAUUAUUAGUAUUACACUUAAGACAUGACUCUGCCGUUGUGCUGUAGAAUUUGUACAUUUUGUCUCUUGUAUAAUAAAUUCUACACAUUAGCAUAUACUGGAUUAAGUGUCCAUUUUCAUUAACUGUAAUUUCGUUAGUUAUGCUCCAACUUUCCCUCCAUCUAGUGCCAACAUCAGUUCUUUUUAAGUCUUGGCUCUAAUAGUUUAUAUAUUUUUUUCUAAGAGAUUGUCAGUUGGAUAUGCUCUCUGCAAUGUUUUGUAUAUUUCCCUUAUCAUAUGAACAUCCUUUCUGACUCAAAUAAGAUUCCCUAAAUUUGCUAAUCUUGUCAACAAAAAAGUUUAUGAAGUGGUUGGCAAUAUCAAAGGGUUUUGUUAUGAUGAAGGGUGGAGCUGAGUUAGCUGCCUAAAAUUUCAUUUAAGGUACUCCAGAGCUUUUUACUAUCAUUCUUUAUAUCAUUUAUCUUUGUUCCAUAGCCUACAUUUUCAGUACAUACAGUACCAGUCAAAAGUUUGGACACACCUACUCAUUCAAGGGUUUUUCUUAAUUUUUACUAUUUUCUACAUUGUAGAAUAAUAGUGAAGACAUCAAAACUAUGAAAUAACACAUAUGGAAUUAUGUAAACUCAGCAAAAAAAGAAACGUCCUCUCACUGUCAACUGCGUUUAUUUUCAGCAAACUUAACAUGUGAAAAUAUUGGUAUGAAUAUAACAAGAUUCAACAACUGAGACCCAAACUGAAGAAGUUCCACAGACAUGUGACUAAAAUAAAUUGAAUAAUGUGUUCCUGAACAAAGGGGGGGUCAAAAUUAAAGUGACACACCGCCCCAGACCAUGACGGACCCUCCACCUCCAAAUCGAUCCCGCUCCAGAGUACAGGCCUCGGUGUAACGCUCAUUCCUUCAACGAUAAACACGAAUCCGACCAUCACCCCUGGUGAGACAAAACCGCGACUCGUCAGUGAAGAGCACUUUUUGCCAGUCCUGUCUGGUCCAGUGACAGUGGGUUUGUGCCCAUUGGCGACGUUGUUUCCGGUGAUGUCUGGUGAGGACCUGCCUUACAACAGGCCUACAAGCCCUAAGUCCAGCCUCUCUCAGCCUAUUGCGGACAGUCUGAGCACUGAUGGAGGGAUUGUGCGUUCCUGGUGUAACUUGGGCAGUUGUUGUUGCCAUCCUGUACCUGUCCCGCAGGUGUGAUGUUCGGAUGUACCGAUCCUGUGCAGGUGUUGUUACACGUGGUCUGCCACUGCGAGGACGAUCAGCUGUCCGUCCUGUCUUCCUGUAGCGCUGUCUUAGGCGUCUCACUGUACGGACAUUGCAAUUUAUUGCCCUGGCCAUAUCUGCAGUCCUCAUGCCUCCUUGCAGCAAGCCUAAGGCACGUUCACGCAGAUGAGCAGGGACCCUGGGCAUCUUUCUUUUGGUGUUUUUCAGAGUCAGUAGAACGGCUUCUUUAGUGUCCUAAGUUUUCAUAACUGUGACCUUAAUUGCCUACCGUCUGUAAGCUGUUUGUGUCUUAAUGACCGUUCCACAGGUGCAUGUUCAUUCAUUGUUUAUGGUUCAUUGAAAAAGCAUGGGAAACCCUUUAAACCCUUUAAAAUUAAGAUCUGUGUUUAUUUUGAUUUUUACGAAUUAUCUUUGAAAGACAGGGAAAAAUGAACAUUUAGUAACCAAAGAAGUGUUAAACAAAUCAAAAUAUAUUUUAUAUUUGAGAUUCUUCAAAUAGCCACCCUUUGCCUUUAUGACAGCUUUGCACACUCUUGGUAUUCUCUCAACCAGCUUCACCUGGAAUGCUUUUCCAACAGUGUUGAAGGAGUUCCCACAUAUGCUGAACACUUGUUGGCUGCUUUUCCUUCACUCUGCCGUCCGACUCAUCCCAAACCAUCUCAAUUUGGUUGAGGUCGGGUGAUUGUGGUGGCCAGGUCAUCUGAUGCAGCACUCCAUCACUCUCCUUCUUGGUAAAAUAGACCUUACACAGCCUGGAGGUGUUUUGGGUCAUUGUCCUGUUGAAAAACAAAUGAUAGUCCCACUAAGCCCAAGCCAGAUAGGAUGGCGUAUCGCUGCAGAAUGCUGUGUUAGUCAUGCUGGUUAAGUGUGCCUGGAAUUCUAAAUAAAUCACAGACAGUGUCACCAGCAAAGCACCCCCACACCAUAACAUCACCUCCUCCAUGCUUUAUGGUGGGAACUACACAUGCAGAGAUCAUCCGUUCACCCACACCGCGUCUCACAAAGACACGGCGGUUGGAACCAAAAAUCUCAAAUUUGGACUCCAGACCAAAGGACACAUUUCCACCGGUCUAAUGUCCAUUGCUGAUGUUGAGAUGUGUCUGUGACUUGAACUCUGAAGCAUUUAUUUGGGCUGCAAUUUCUGAGGCUGGUAACUCUAAUGAACUUAUCCUCUGCAGCAGAGGUAACCCUGGGUCUUCCAUUCCUGUGGCGGUCCUCAUGAGAGCCAGUUUCAUCAUAGCGCUAGAUGGUUUUUGCGACUGCACUUGAAGAAACUUUCAAAGUUCUUGAAAUGUUCCGUAUUGACUGACCUUCAUGUCUUAAAGUAAUGAUGGACUGUUGUUUAUCUUUGCUUAUUUGAGCUGUUCUUGCCAUAAUAUGGACUUGGUCUUUUACCAAAAAAUGGCUAUCAUCUGUAUACUCCCCUACCUUGUCACAACACAACUGGUUGGCUCAAACGCAUUAAGAAGGGAAGAAGUUCCACAAAUUAACUUUUUAGAAGGCACACCUGUUAAUUGAAAUGCAUUCCAGGUGACUACCUCAUGAAGCUGGUUGAGAGAAUACCAAGAGUGUGCAAAGCUGUCAUCAAGGCAAAUGGUGUCUAUUUGAAGAAUCUCAAAUAUAAAAUAUAUUUUGAUUCAUUUAACACUUUUUUGGUUACUACAUGAUUCCGUAUGUGUUAUUUCAUAGUUUUGAUGUCUUCACUAUUAUUCUACAAUGUAAAAAUAAAGAAAAACCCUUGAAUGAGUAGGUGUGUCCAAACUUUUGACUGGUACUGUAUGUGGUAGUUAGACUAUUAACAUAAUGCAAGAGAACAAUGUAGAUUGUAGAAAGAGCAGCGAGCACCAAAGCAGCGCGAAAUGUCAGAUAGGGCCUAACAUGUUUUUUUCCCCCCUCUCCAAUGUCGGGUGAUCAUGGGCCUUUUCCGUUGUCUGGCUUAUUGUUUUAAUAUCUUAAUUUCCCUUUUUCUCCCCAAUCCCCAUUCAAUUUUAACUUGGCAUAGCAUACUCUUUCAUUAUCAACCAUCAAAUGAAUGUUUAGGCCUAACAGAGUUCCAUCUCAGAAAGUUGUUUGCGAAUAGCCUAAAUAAAAACAUAGUAUAGUAAUAAUGAGAGAGAGAAUAAACAAUUGCAAGAUAAACUAAUCGAAUAGGAAAUUGACCAAAGUGUAGGCAAAAUAGAUUGUGCUGUCAGAAACUUCCUCCAUGCAAACCAAAUAGCCAAUAAUAGGCUAUAGCCUACACAUAGGCUACUUCAAUAAAAGUUACAGUAGGCUAAAUGUUACUUUUACAAGUUAAACUUAUAAACUAAUAUUGUCAGUGUUUAUUCGUGUCCUUGAAUUGCGCUAUGGGCAAUCGAGCAUAAGCUCCCACAGCAGCACUUUCAAUAAGCGGGAACAAAACAUAAAUGAAUGAUGAGUCGGUGUCGUAGUUGUCUCACAAACAAUUUUAGUUUGAAUAGCUUACAAAUUGUGCAUUUAUAUAAAAGUCAACAAUAGUCAGAUAAAACAAAUUAUUAUUUAGCCUAUAACAUUCUUUAUAAUACUUAGGCUAAGAACGAAUAGGCCUAUUAUCCUUAGGCAAUGCCUUUUGCCUAUCGAAAUGUAAAAAUUCAAAAUAUACUAUCCGAUAUAACAAAUGAUUAUUAAUACAAUUCUUUAUAACGCUUAAAAACGAAUGAACAUUGGCAUAGGCUAAAAUCUAAUAGGACUAUUAGGAUAUGCCUAUCGAACUGUACACAUCUUAAAUAUAGGCCUAGAAGUUACAAAAUAAAUAAAUUAGCCUAAACAAAAUAAGAAUGAAAGUAACCUAAAUGAGUGCAAAAAAACUAACAGUGCAAAUAAGUCUUAGUAAAGUACAAUGAGGAACCAUUAGGUCUAGUUGUUUUUUACCAUGUCUUAGUCCUACCUAAAGGUUUCUGGCAAGGAACACCAACAUGUUCACCUUUUCUGCCCUAGAGAAGCAAACUCAGGAGGAUGAUGGACUUGUAAAUGUUGACAGAGGUUUGUAGUUUGUCCAUCCUUUGCCCAUCCUUUGCCCUGAUAAUCUUUUUGCGUAUUCUGCAAGUGACUUCGGUCAGAACUGCCAAUAGGCAAAGAAAUUAUUUCUUUCCCACCAGGUCAGCCAUAAUUUUUUUUCUGAUUUAGCGCAAGGCAGGCUAUACUAUAGGUACUAAGUGAAAUCCCAUCCCAUCCCUUUUUUUUUUUUUGCAGACAAACUGUCAAAGUAGCCUAAUGGAAGAAUGUUGCAAAUGCGCUUACCCAGAUGAUCAAGAUUAAAUAACAAUAGCCUACACUUGAUAUGGCUAUAAUAUUCAUUUUUAAUAGGUAGGCUAAUAUAACUGAUAUCUGAGUAUUUUUAUGGACAAGAGAGAAACAUAGCCCUACCAAUUUGAAAACCUAGACUAGCCUCCAAGGGAUCAGGGCUGGAACAGAGCCAUCCAAAUGUAGUUUGCUGAUGUCAACGUUGUGAACCCCAUGGUGGCGGUGGGGUUAUGGUAUGGGCAGGCAUAAGCUACGGACAUGAAAACAAUUGCAUUUUAUCGAUGGCAAUUUGAAUGCACAGAGAUACCGUGACGAGAUCCUGAGGCCCAUUGUCGUGCCAUUCAUCCGCCGCCAUCACCUCAUGUUUUAGCAUGAUAAUACACGGCCCCAUGUCAGAAGGAUCUGUACACAAUUCCUGGAUGCUGAAAAUGUCCCAGUUGUUCCAUGGCCUGCAGACUCACCAGACAUGUCACCCAUUGAGCAUGUUUGGGAUGCUCUGGAUCGACGUGUAGGACGGCAUGUUCCAGUUCCCGCCAAUAUCCAGCAACUUCACAAAGCUAUUGAAGAGGAUUGGGACAACAUUCCACAGGCCACAAUCAACAGGCUGAUUAACUCUAUGUAUUAGGAGAUGUCGCGCUGCAUGAGGCAAAUGGUGGUCACACCAGAUACUGACUGGUUUUCUGAUUCACGCCCCUAACUUUUUUCUUUUAGGGUAUCUGUGACCAACAGAUGCAUAUCUGUAUUUCCAGUCAUGUGCAAUCCAUAGAUUAGGGCCUAAUGAAUUUAGUUAAAUUGACUAAUUUCCUUCUAUGAACUGUAACUCAGUAAAAUCUUAGAAAUUGUUGCAUGUUGCGUUUUUAAAUUUUUGUUCAGUGUAUUUCUUUUAAAUUGUUGGACAUAAAAGACUGUAAAAACACCAGCAGGUCAGCUCCAAGUGAUUUUAGUUUUGGAAAUCUGUUCCAAAGUAUUCCCACGCAUAAUAGAGAUAUAUACUGUAUGUGAUCGUAUACAAAUGCAAGCAAGGUUUGAAAUUAUUAUGUUUUAGUCAAAUAUUAUAUCUGUUUCGGCUUCUUACGGUCAAUUUGCAGUCCUGACCAUCCGCUCAAGAAAAUAUCAGCCCACGGCUGAAUCUAGUUAAUUAUCCCUUGUUUAGCCCUUUCUAAAUUAAUCCUUCAGUGAUGUGGAAUGUUUGAUGUUAGAUAAGACUGUUUCGUUAAGAUGUUUUGGCACAAUGUUUUAGUUUUGUGCCAUCCUCACUUCCUUGCCACUAGAUGACAGCAUGUAUCUUCCUAUGUACCCUUCCCCUCUCUCAGCUCUGUUGGUUCAGAUUAGGACCAGAUGGAUAGAUCGAUGUUCUGUUCCUAUAAUAAAUGUCAUCUCUACUCUUUAGGCCUGAGAUCCUGAAGCAGGAGAUCAAGGUGUUCUUUGUCAAGUACAAUGACCCCAUCUACGUAAAACUUGAGAAACUGGACAUCAUGAUUCGCCUGGCCUCCCAGGCCAACAUAGCCCAGGUACCGCUCAUGGAACCCCAUACCUCAGUCAAUGGAAGUCUACAAUGAGUGUACAAAACAUUAUGAACACCUUCCUAAUAUUGAGUUGCACCCCCUUUUGCCCUCAGAACAGCCUCAAUUCGUCAGGGCAUGGACUCUACAAGGUGUCGAAAGCGUUCCACAGGGAUGCUGGCCCAUGUUGAUGCCAGUGCUUCCCACAGUUGUGUCAAGUUGGCUGGAUGUCCUUUGGGUGGUGGACCAUUCUUGAUACACAGGUGAAACUGUUGAGCGUGAAAAACCCAACAGUGUUGAAGUUCUUGACACACUCAAACCAGUGUGCCUGGCACCUACCAGGGUUCGUAUUGUCAUGAAAAUCCUGAAAAAGUCAUGGCAUUUUUAAAUGGUGUUUUCCAGGCCUGGAAAAGUUUUGGAGAAUCUGAAAUGUUUUGGAAAAGUCAUGGAAAUUGUUAAUAAUUUCUGUUGAUGUAAUUUAUUUAGGCACAGUUAAAUAUUUUAUCAAUCAAAUAUAAUCAACAUAUUAGCCAGGAUCGGUAUGCAUAGUGCAAGACAAGUGGGCCGUUGCUCAAGGAGUGAGAGACAGUCGGACAUUGCAUCAGCAGGUAGGCCUAUAAAAUAUAAUAGAGAACAGAUUACAUCAAUGAUGGUCAACCAUCCUCCAGGAGAGCUUAUGGGUGUGCAGGUUUUUAUUCCAGUCCCUCUCUGACAAACCACAGUUUAGAAAUGAACUGCUCAACCGGACCUUGAUAAACUGGCCCUGAUGUGUUUGAGCAGGGCUUGAUCAAAAGCCUGAACACCCAGUAGCUCUCCAGACUGAGGGCUGACCACGUGUUUUAUACAGUUGCCUAACAGGUGUUCUACUUUGUGGGGGGGUUAAGUGCCUUGUACAGUGACAGGAGAUGGUACAUGGGAUCAGAGAGCAGCCUCCCAGUGUCGAUACCACAUUACGCUUUUUUAUAAGUACAUAGAGAUGCCAACAAUUGUUGGCCAUGGACAUUUGGUUAAAGGUCAUGAAAUUCCAUCUGUCAAAAUGUGUAUAAACCCUGCUACUACCAUUCAAAGGCACUUAAAUAUUUUCUUGCCCAUUCACCCUCUGAAUGGCACACAUACACAAUCCAUGUCUCAAUUGUCUCAAAGCUUAAAAAUCCUUCUUUAACCUGUCUCCUCCCUUCAUCUACGCUGAUUGAAGUGACAUCAAUAAGGGAUCAUAGCUUUCACCUGGUCAGUCUGUCAUGGAAAGAGCAGGUGUUCCUAAUGUUUUGUUCACUCAGUGUAUAUUAGGGUGUUCAUUUCUCAUGAUUUACUGUACAUCAUUAUAUACUUAGUCACUCUACACAGAAAACUAUCGUUGUACCAUUUUGGUGAAGCUAGCUCAGUACUGUGUAUGUUUAUUUUUUAUACUGUAUAUGUUUGACUUAUAAUAAUGGUAUUGGCCCUCAGAAAUAUAACGUUUUGUUAACAUAACAACAUGGCCCUCAGAAAGCAUAGCUUAUUCAAAACCCGACUUCCAUCCAUCUGUUCAGCCGCACCUCUAUAUCGAAGACUAAUUUCAACAGAAACGUUCAUAUCCCAAUGCUUCACUCCUAAUCAGUCUUAGCUGGUGCUCUGAGCGGCAUCCUGUCAGACGAUGCCUUAAUGAACACAUGUUUUAGAUAGCGGAUGUGCUCGCUUCCUUCGCGGUUAAGAGCCGAGAUAGCUGUCAGCGUGAUUGACAGCUAAGGCAGGCUCAGACAAGCUCGCUGUAAAUGAGCCAUUACAGUCCAACAGAGACACACUCCCUGGAUAAACACUGUCUAUGAGGGAGGCUUUGGUAGCUUCUCUGACUGGCCUUGGGUAGCUUAGCCUUGUCUGCGUACACAAUUUACUAACCUCAACCUUAUCUCCUCAACCUAUUCGCUUACAGUGUCAAGAUGUUUGCUUGUCCUCACAACGUGUGUUUGUGUCAUGUUUUUCACUCAUAUGCCCUGCUCUCUCCCCAGGUGUUGGCUGAGCUGAAGGAGUACGCCACCGAGGUGGACGUUGACUUUGUGCGUAAGGCAGUGAGGGCCAUCGGACGCUGUGCCAUCAAAGUGGAGGUUGGAAUCUGAGACACCAUCAUAGACGGACACACAGAGGAUCUCUGAUCAAUGUCUAUCUGAAAUUCAGAUUUUAUAGCUGUUCCAUAAAAGUGCCAUCCAAUCCUAUAAAGUUGUUUGAAGGAGUUUAAACGAGGUACUUUGGCCACUGUGAUUUUUAAAAAUGUUGGGUCAGUGUUGACUCUGUUCCUGUUGUCUCCUUUUUAGCAAUCUGCUGAGCGCUGUGUUAGCACCCUGCUGGACCUCAUCCAGACCAAGGUGAACUAUGUGGUGCAGGAGGCCAUCGUGGUCAUCAGGGACAUAUUCCGCAAAUACCCCAACAAGUAGGUGUCCUUUUUCCUCCGUUCCCGAUAAUUAUCAAUGAAGUUGGAGAUUUCUUUCCUCAUUCUUUUCUUUUGUUUUUCAGUAGGGGCUAUACUGCCCCUGUCUGUCUAUACAAUACCUUUUGUUUUUCAGUAGGGGCUAUACUGCCCCUGUCUGUCUAUACAAUACCUUUUGUUUUUCAGUAGGGGCUAUACUGCCCCUGUCUGUCUAUACAAUACCUUUUGUUUUUCAGUAGGGGCUAUAUUGCCCCUGUCUGUCUAUACAAUACCUUUUGUUUUUCAGUAGGGGCUAUACUGCCCCUGUCUGUCUAUACAAUACCUUUUGUUUUUCAGUAGGGGCUAUACUGCCCCUGUCUGUCUAUACAAUACCUUUUGUUUUUCAGUAGGGGCUAUACUGCCCCUGUCUGUCUAUACAAGACCUUUUGUUUUUCAGUAGGGGCUAUACUGCCCCUGUCUGUCUAUACAAUACCUUUUGUUUUUCAGUAGGGGCUAUACUGCCCCUGUCUGUGUCUAUACAAGACCUUUGUACAUCCCCAGGCCCAGACGGACACUAGUAUAUAACCUGACCCUUUGUAUUCUUUCUCUCUCCUCAGGUAUGAGAGCAUCAUCGCCACGCUGUGUGAGAACCUGGACUCUCUGGACGAGCCAGAUGCGCGCGCCGCCAUGAUCUGGAUCGUGGGCGAGUAUGCUGAGAGGAUCGACAACGCCGACGAACUGCUGGAGAGCUUCCUGGAGGGCUUCCAUGACGAGAGCACGCAGGUCAGUUGUCCCAGAGCACUCAGGUCAGUUGUCCCAGAGCAGAUUACUCAGGUCAGUUGUCCCAGAGCACCCAGGUCAGUUGUCCCAGAGCACUCAGGUCAGUUGUCCCAAAGCACUCAGGUUAGUUAUCCCAGAGCAGAGCACCCAGGUUAGUUGUCCCAGAGCACUCAGGUCAGUUGUCCCAGAGCAGAGCACCCAGGUCAGUUGAGGUCAGCAACCCUGGUCCUCUGCCCAGUUUCUAAGCUACCUCUACCCCCAGGACACUUAAUAUAAAUCUGUUGGUUUCAUUUUACAAUCUUAAUGCCAGAUUGCCUGGAUGAUGCGUUUGGGACUUUUACACCCUGACAGAAAUUUAACUAGGGCAAAAACUGGAUUGGAUAUGGUUAUAGCUCCAACUUGCCCUUGUAUGUAAUUUAUGCUAUAUUGCUUUCAUUAAAGUCAUGUUUUCAGUUCUACACAUGUGCCUUAGGGAUAGGGGCUAGGAGUUGAUUUGGUCCAGCCCUAACAGUAAUAACCUUUUAUCUGGGUUUGGCAGCUACUUUCACUAUUUGAGCAGAUAUGAGGUUGGGUCAGACCAUUCACAGCCUUGGGGGUGUGUUGUUUCAGGUCCAGCUCACUCUUCUCACAGCCAUCGUUAAGCUUUUCCUCAAGAAGCCCUCUGAGACUCAGGAGCUGGUACAGCAGGUCCUCAGUCUGGCCACACAGGUGAGACACACACAUACACACACCAACACGUCUCCCUCUUUUUCUUCAAACUGUCCCAAACUUAAACUCAUCACUGUCUAUUCUCAGCUGUGAUUCCUCCCCCUUGUGUCCUCCUAGGACUCCGACAACCCUGACCUGCGUGACAGGGGUUACAUCUACUGGCGCCUGCUGUCCACCGACCCGGUGACUGCCAAGGAGGUGGUCUUGUCCGAGAAGCCCCUGAUCUCGGAGGAGACAGACCUGAUUGAGCCCACCCUGCUGGACGAGCUCAUUUGCCACAUUGGCUCCCUGGCCUCCGUCUACCACAAGCCCCCCAACGCCUUCGUGGAGGGAAGCCACGGCAUCCAUCGCAAGCACCUGCCCAUCCAGCACGGCAGGUGAGACACAGUUACCAGGAAGUUACUCAGUUACCAAAGUCCCAGGAAGACACACUCAGCUAACCUCCAAACAACACGUCCCUCCCCAUCUAGCGCAACACAUAGGCAAUCAUUGCUUACACACAAAUACCAACAUCUGCUCCCCCAUAUAAAUGAAAUAGAAUAUUCAUUACGUACUGUAUAUCUAUGUGCCCUCCUCUCUUCCCACCUCUCAGCAUUGACACAGGCGAGAGCCCUGUGAGCGCAGGGCCAGCAGCCCCUAUUGAACAGGCCCAGUCAGUCAUACCCCUCCCAGGGAGACCUGCUGGGAGACCUACUCAACCUGGACCUGGGUCCCCCCGUCAACGUGCCCCAGGUCUCCUCCAUGCAGAUGGGUGCUGUCGACUUGCUGGGCGGAGGCCUCGACAGCCUG